Haemonchus placei is the source of this 540-nucleotide messenger RNA. The record is from the annotation of a GenBank genome assembly. Lineage: Eukaryota; Metazoa; Nematoda; Chromadorea; Rhabditida; Trichostrongylidae.
AUGGAGGAACUGAAUUCGAUCUCAUUUGAACGAUUGCAAUGUGUAUCGGACUAUUGUAAGCUUAUGGUUCAACUGGAAAGCUAUUUGACCUCAGCAAGAAGUGAUAUUUCGAAAGCAAGAACUCUCCAAGGAGUCGCUCUAUCCUCUACAUUCAAUAUAGAUGUACAAUCUCCUGAACCGAGCGUGAGGGUUACGUUUAACGAAGGCAAGUUCUCAAUCACAGACGGUUCGGACGCAAAAAAGGAAGACGCAAGUGGAUCAGAGGUCCGCAAGCGUAAAGAGGAUGAACCUUCAAAAAAGGAAGAGGAAACUGAAAAACCAAAAAAGCAGAUUCCAAAUUUUCGACCUUUCGGAAUCUUCGAACCGUUGUGUGUGAAGGAAGCUCGGAAGACGAUGCACUCAGCCAUUGAGAUUGUCUGCGAACUUGCAACACUGCAAUGUGAAAUCAAACGACUCGAUUCAAAGACACUCUCAAUCAAAAAAUCGUUGAAUCUCGAUCAAGAACUAUGCCAAAAGCUAGAGCGUGUGUUGAAAGUAUGA